ACAGUAUUUAUUGGCAUUCGUGACGAGGUCACUCUAUGCCCAACUGAACAAUCCAAUCCGAAUCCGCAUCUUCGCAUCCGUAUCUGCAUUCCGUCGCCAAGGAAGAGCACCCAGUGGCCAAUCCGUCGACCAUGUCGCCCAAAUACACACAUGCGAUUGUGGCCAGAAUCUCGGAUGCCCUGCUUGAGAACGGAGAGUUUGACGUGCAGCUGGCAAAGCAGCAGCACGAGCAGUACUGCACCCUCCUGAGAACCAUUGGCCUGGAUGUUAUCGAACUGCCGCCGGAUGACCAGCUGCCCGAAGGCGUCUUCGUAGAGAACAGUGCCGUAAUUUGUAAUGGAGUGGCUCUGAUUGGAAGAUCGGAGCAUGCCAAACGAAAACGCGAAGCUGUUAGCAUGGCCAUUAUCCUCAAAAAAGAACUGGACAUUCCGGUCAUUGAGAUUGAAGAUCCGCAAGCGUUACUUGAUGGCGGCGAUGUGCUUUUUACAGGACGCGAGUUCUUCAUUGGAAUCUCUGAUUUUACCAACGAGGGGGGAGCCCGUGCGGUGGCCAUGGCCUAUCCCGAGUAUCCUGUGACGCCGAUUCGGGUGAAUGGUUCCAAGAGGCUGAAGUACUAUGUGACAAUGGCUGGACCGGAUGUGCUGAGCGUAAGCACCAGCCCCACAUGCCAGGAGAUUGUGAAGCGGAUGGAACGGGAGGCCAGCUUUACCUACCAGAAGUUGACUUUGCCCGAGGAGAGUGCUGCCAAUAUGCUGUACAUAAACGGAACGAUUGUACACAGAUCCCCAACGGAGAUUCCAGAAGCCUACAAGACUUUAAAAGAGAAAAUUGACAUUCCAACACGCAACAUAAAUAUUAGCGAAUUUAGCCAAUAUUCCAGUGGACUGACCUCGUCGUGUUUGUUGCUACGACGCUGGAAAUCUAUAAGGAGCUUGUGAAUCUCUGGGCGCGGAGAGGAUCACCUAACCGGAGUGAGACGCAUUGCCAUGAGAAACAUGCACAAUAUUGCCUGCUCUGUCCAGGCAUCAGCAAUAUCGUAUUAUCUUAUUAUAGUUUAUACACAUCUCUUGUUAUUGUUAAAAUUUAAGAUUAAACCUUUAACGCUAAUCAAACUGAUUAUCGAGGUGAUACUUCUUUCCAACUCGUUGCUACUUUACAAGUUACAAAUUUAAGUAGAGAAGGAAAGUAGCGUCAUCCUCAUCAAGAUGAUCGGCAUUCCUCAAUCACACUCCAUGACGAUGUUGAACGGAUAUCAUGUAUUAUGAUAAAAUUGCUAUUAUAAAUUGUAUCUACUUUACAAGUAGUUUGUUGAAUGUGUUCAGUGUCUGUCCUCGAAAUAAAUGCAACAUUUGUAAUCUCUUUAUAAACUUUAAA
This is a messenger RNA of Drosophila eugracilis, 1374 nucleotides long. Its product is annotated as N(G),N(G)-dimethylarginine dimethylaminohydrolase 1. Lineage: Eukaryota; Metazoa; Arthropoda; Insecta; Diptera; Drosophilidae. Bases 132 to 938 code for a protein of 268 amino acids. Gene Ontology annotation, biological process: positive regulation of nitric oxide biosynthetic process; arginine metabolic process. Gene Ontology annotation, molecular function: amino acid binding; dimethylargininase activity. The record is from RefSeq and is a predicted model, not a curated record. The transcript has 5 exons.